AUCUAGUGUAUGCUGUCUAUGAACGAGAGUGUCUCGAUCUAUCUAUUAAUUUUGUGGAUAAGCUUCGGGAAUGUUUCCAACUGAAAGUUGUCGUCAUCGUCAUUUCCUAAGCCUUCAAAGAAAUUCCUCUCAACUCCGGUGUCAAAGUUUGUAGUGCACAUCUCUUUGCUGUCGGCGCUGUAGAUGUGGUUGCACGUUGGAAAGUCGCUUCUCUCGAAGGCCAGAGCCGGUUCCUUACACUGGUAGCUGCCACAGCCCUGAGCGAUGUCGAGGAAUCGGCACACGUAGGUUCCGCCAUCGUGGUUGCCGUAUGGAGAUCCCUCGCAGGUGACGCUCCCGUGGUCGCCGACGUCUAUUUCGAAGCCCUCCCCGCGCCCGGAUCCGAAGCAGGAGAAAUCUCCGGAGCACACCACGUCGAUGUUCUUGCCAUAGGCKGCCUCGAUGAACGCAUCGUGCCCUCCGCAGGUUGGUGUGUAGUACCCAUCUGGGUGGGGGAUCCCCUGGCAGAAGACCCUGGACUCGACUUCAUCGAAUUGUGCUCCGUAACAAGACUUGGGGCCGGUGCAAAAGACCUCGUCGACCUUGUAGGCCGAUAGGUAGGCGCACGUGGAAUGCCCGGAGUGGCAAUCGAGCGUGGUCACCAGACUGUCCUUGUCUCCGACGAUUGCGUUUAUGCAGGCCCGGUCACCGGCGCAAUCGAUGGAGGGUGCGUCGAGGUUGGCGUUCGCACAGGACUCGAAGCCCUCGCACUCGAUGCGAUCGGCCCCCCGGAUUUUGGUGUCGAAACAGGAUUCCUUUCCGAGGCACUUGACGACGCUGCACCCCUUGAAGUACAUAUUGGAGCAGCCCAAUUGGUGUUUUGCGUCCAGGUUUCGAUCCUGGAUGCAGGUAACGGUGUUGGUCUCUUGGUCGAAGAGCAUGUUCCAGUAGAAGGCGCCCUCUGUCUCCAUUACCCUCUGCAGGUAGUCUCCGGCGGGGUAAAGGUCGUCGCCAUAGGUUCCCAUCAUGCACGUGCUGCUCAGCAAAGUAGUGCUCGUAGUCUGGUAGCUAUCGAGGCUGGGACUUUCUGCUGGACUGUAGUAGGGAUCCAGGACACCUGUAUCGGCUUCGUCGUCAUCGAAAUGAUCGACGUCAUUUUCGUAUGUGUGGGUGGUGUAGCUGCUAUUUCGGAGCAAGUGGUGCGUCUCUUGCUCGUCCUUCUCAAGAACGGCCUUCCUUAUUGCCUCGUAGUAGAAUUCUCGUUGCUGAUCUCUUUGUGGGUUAUCUUGUUGGUUGCGUAGCCGUUGGUGAGAUAUUAUGGACGUCGUGGGAUCAUGCCCAUGUUUCAGCGGCGCUGCUUUCAAACCGGCUCCGAUGCGAGCCGAGACGAGGCUACCACCGAGGGUAGAUAUCGAUGCGGCGGCAAGGAAUUGUUUCGUUGCUUGGUUUCCCGAUAGCUUCAUUGCAACAAAUAAUUAGUAGUAGUUUUG
Molecule: messenger RNA, 1469 nt
Organism: Pseudo-nitzschia multistriata
Lineage: Eukaryota; Bacillariophyta; Bacillariophyceae; Bacillariales; Bacillariaceae
Source: the annotation of a GenBank genome assembly